Messenger RNA from Rattus norvegicus (Norway rat), 1442 nucleotides. It is a transcript of the gene Rxylt1, whose product is annotated as ribitol xylosyltransferase 1. Gene Ontology annotation, biological process: protein O-linked glycosylation via mannose. The record is from RefSeq and is marked validated. The transcript has 6 exons. The coding region runs from base 101 to 1432 and encodes 443 amino acids. Gene Ontology annotation, molecular function: ribitol beta-1,4-xylosyltransferase activity. Lineage: Eukaryota; Metazoa; Chordata; Mammalia; Rodentia; Muridae.
CUCCCGGCUUAGCCCACAGGGAGGGCGGCAACCCUGGACCAAAGCUUUUCCUCACGCCUAAGGUGGAAGCGAGGACGCGGAGCCGGGAAGCCGCGGUGGGAUGCGGCUGACGCGGACCCGGCUCUGCUCGCUCCUCGUCGCCCUGUACUGCCUCUUCUCCAUCUACGCCGCCUACCACGUCUUCUUCGGGCGCCGCCGCCGGCCGCCGGGCGCGACCUCUCGGGGCUCCAGGAAGACAGCGGCGCAAGCGAAGGAGAGGCGCGGCCGAGAGCAGUCCGCGUUGGAGAGUGAAGAAUGGAAUCCUUGGGAAGGAGAUGAAAAAAACGAGCAGCAACACAGAAUUAAAACUGGCCUGCAAAUCUUAAACAAAUCCACAAAAGAAAAAAUAGAGCAUCGUGUGCAAAUCUGGGGCAAAGCUGCCAUCGGUCUCUAUCUCUGGGAACAUGUUUUUGAAGGCACUCUCGCUCCUGCUGAUGUGACUGCUCAGUGGAGGGAAGGACAGUCAGUUGUAGGAAGAACACAUUACAGCUUCAUCACUGGCCCAGCUGUAGUUCCCGGGUACUUCUCCAUAGAUGUGGACAAUGUGGUCCUUGUUUUAAAUGGAAGAGAAAAAGCAAAGAUCUUCCAUGCCACCCAGUGGUUAACUUAUGCCCAGAAUUUAAUACAAACCCAAAAACUGCAGCAUCUGGCUGUUGUCUUGCUUGGAGAUGAGCACUGUGAUAAUGACUGGAUAAUGCAGUUCCUCAGAAGAAAUGGAGGCUUCGUGGACCUACUUUUCAUAACAUAUGACAGCCCUUGGAUUAAUGGUGCAGAUGUCCUCCAGUGGCCGUUAGGUGUAGCAACAUACAGGAAGUUUCCUGUGGUUGAAGCCAGCUGGUCCAUGCUGCAUGAUGAGAGACCCUAUAUAUGUAAUUUCUUAGGGACUAUCUAUGAAAAUUCAUCAAGACAAGCACUAAUGAACAUUUUGAAACAAGAUGGAAAUGAUAAACUUUGUUGGGUUUCUGCAAGAGAACAGUGGCAGCCUCAGGAGACAAAUGAAAGCCUUAAAAAUUACCAAGAUGCUUUGCUUCAUAGUGACCUCACAUUGUGCCCUGUAGGAGUGAACACUGAAUGUUACAGGAUCUAUGAGGCCUGCUCCUUUGGCUCCAUUCCUGUGGUAGAAGACGUGAUGACAGCUGGCCACUGUGGAAACACAUCCAGUCAGCACAGCGCUCCUCUGCAGUUACUCAAGGCCAUGGGGGCCCCCUUCAUCUUCAUCAAGAACUGGAAGGAGCUCCCUGCUAUUUUAGAAAAGGAAAAAACUAUAAUCUUACAAGAAAAGAUUCAAAGAAGAAAAAUGUUACUUCAUUGGUACCAACAUUUCAAAACAGAACUAAAGUGGAAAUUUACUAAAAUUUUAGAAAGUUCAUUUUUUAUGAAUAAUAAAGGUUAAUUAUAUCUAG